Messenger RNA from Acipenser ruthenus (sterlet), 4750 nucleotides. RefSeq names its product chromosome 1 C9orf85 homolog (gene c1h9orf85). The record is from RefSeq and is a predicted model, not a curated record. Bases 123 to 737 code for a protein of 204 amino acids. The transcript is spliced from 4 exons. Lineage: Eukaryota; Metazoa; Chordata; Actinopteri; Acipenseriformes; Acipenseridae.
CUCGGUGAAAUAAUGAGCAUGUCUGGGUUUUCUUCCGGGUUGCCUGACAAACGUGCAUGUGGCUGUACUGUCUGCGCUGAUUUAGUCACAUUUUGUAACGUAAUUGUUUUUCAUCAGUAAAUAUGAGUUCUCAAAGAGGUAACGUGUCUCGCUCACGACCUCAAAAGCAUCAAAACGCAACGGUGUUUAGAAAUAACAAAUACGGAGCAACUGUACAAUUGAAGAAAGCAAAUGCUAAGGUCCAUGAGGGUGUUUGUCAGCGCUGCAAAGAUGUGUUGGAGUGGAAAAUAAAAUUUAAUAAGUACAAAGCACUUGAUCAGUCAAAAAAAUGUGUUAAAUGCCUCCAGAAGACUGUGAGAGAUGCCUAUUACAUUAUGUGUAAACCCUGUGCUCUCAAACUGGAUCUCUGUGCUAAAUGUGGAAAAAAAGAAGAAAUUGUGAUUCCCCUGAACACUGAACCAAAGGUAGGAGAGGACAAUUCUGAGGAAUCUGGUCAAAAACGGAGCCACAGAAAAAGAAAAGAUGAUUAUGAAGAGGACUUUGAUUUCGACAGUGACCCUGAUGAUUCUGACAGUGAUUUAGAAGAUAAACCAGAUGUCAAAGAAAAGCCAACUGAAUCACCUAGGCCUAAUAAGAGAACAGGGGAGUCUAAGCAGGAAGAACGAGCAUCAGAAACAGGGAAUCGAGAGCUCCCUGACAUCUCUUCAGUUAAAAUGCUGAACCCUACAAAGCAGUAACAGAGAAGAUGAGAGUACUGUGCUUUUUUACAGUACAUCACUCAUCUUUAUCUUUUGAAUGCUCCCCCUAGAAGGCCCUAGUGAUUUUAUUUUCAUAUCUGAAUUCCCUACAAGACAAAUAGCAUACUUGCAAUGUGUAGCCACCAGGUGGUGCCAUUCUCAUAAGCUUUUCUUUUAUAUCUGAAUCCACUUUAUGUAAAUAAAAAUGCAAAGUGAGUGGAAUAUAGACCCAGAAAAUUGCACACAACAUUUUGAAGGAGGAAAUGCAUAAUAUCAGCUCAAUCCAUUCAAUAGGUAAAUUUCUCUAAAGUAUGUACUGUAUAGAACAUUGCUUAAAGUAUUGCAAAUAAAUACUUCCAGACUGUAUUUGUUAUAUUUUCUCAGACCAUCAUAUUUAAUACAAGAGUAACCCCAUGUGUUGUGUUUCAGGAAAUGGCAUACCUCAGUGACUGCAAACAAUUGUCUUAUCCAUUGGGGAGAUGUAUUUACAUCAAGUUCUAAGAGUCACAAGUUUUCAUGGAAACAAACCAACCAUAUACAUAGUCUCACCACAAAUGAUGUAAAGAAAGGUUGGUGCUGUAAGAACAAUUCUAUAAUUAAUAAUAUAGAGUUUAUCUAGGUUGAUUUAGUAUUUAAUUGACAAGGAUUUACUAUGAACACACAUACACACGCUGGACACAAGGAAUGUUUAAUCAAUAGUAGUAUUUUAUUAAGUACAUAAAUAUUAAACCGAAAUCAGAAAAGUCAGAAAGUAAAUCUUAGUGUCUAUGCACAGAAAAACAAGUCCAAGCUUUCAUACUAUGCUAAGCAGCUGGCAGGCCAGUGAAAUCUGAUCUGGCUUGCGCACUCAAAUAAUACACUCGCAGCACUCUUGCUAAUAUACACCCACACACACAACCUAAACUGAAAUGGUGCCGACACCUUAGAGUAUAUUCCAUUUAAGCUUACUAAUGGUAUGUAGAUUAAGGCUAUAGCAAGUUUACUUUUAAAAUAAACUCAACAGUAUGAGGUAGAUUACUUCUAGUUAUUUCAUUGAGUUUCAUUAAAAGUUGUUCUAUACGCAAGGUGUGCAAACUAAAUAAUUAACAAUUCAAUUCUAUGUGAAUAUGUUACAAUUAAUUUAAUUUCAUGAAAGGAAAAUGCAACUGGAAUUAUACUUAAUGGUUGUUGAAGCUUAGGCUUUUGGUUGGCUGGUUUGGAAACUCAAAUCUGUUGAAGUGUCCAGUAUAAAAGGCUCUCCUCUCAGCAACGGUCUUCAGUCCACAAUAGAAUUAACAAACUAGGCAACAAAGUCUUCAAUCCCUGGUAGGAUCAACAAACAGCUGCAAAGUCUUCACUCCCAAUGGGAUCCACAACAGCGCCCGUCCGCUCGGUCCUCUUCACUGAAUCCUUAGCUACGCCGGUAGCAGGGCACAGAUUAUUUUGGAUACUGUAGCUUUAGGUGCACAGCAGGCCUCAAUCUUGUAGCAUUUGGUCGUUGACUUGCUUGUAGCUUGCUUUCUCUUCUUGGGUCCUGUACUCAGGCACAGUGCUGGAGUUGCAGCUUUGUUUAGCAGAGUGACAGCACCUUGUUUAACAAUCGAUCUGGAGCGCAAAAUGUUUACUUUUGCUUGAAUAUAGUCUUUUCACUCUGCUGAGUAGGUGUCAUUUGUGUAUCUUGCCUCUAAAACUCGCAGUCCUUUGAUGGUUAAUGUAUUUUUUCCCCUCAGGACAUGUAUACAGUGCCUCUAGUAAGUAUUCACCCCCUUGCACGUUUUCAGUUUGUUGUGUUACAACCUGAAAUCUUGAUGCAUUUAAAUGGGAUUUUCUUUCCUUUGAUUUAUACAACCUAUUCAACAAUUUGAAGAGGCAAGAGAUUUUUUAUUGUGAAACAGUUAAUGAAAAAUAAAAAAACUGAAAUGUCUUGGUUAGAUAAGUAUUCACCCUGCUGAGUCAAUACUUGGUAGAACCACCUUUGGCAGCAAUUACAGCUGUGAGUCUUUUGGGGUAAGUCUCUACCAGGUUUGCAUAUCUGGAUCGUGCAAUAUUCACCCAUUCUUCUUGGCAAAAUUGUUCAAGCUCUGUCAAGUUGGUUGGGGAUCGUUGGUGGACAGCAAUCUUAGUGUCUUGCCACAGAUUCUCAAUUGGAUUCAAGUCCAGGCUUUGACAGGGCCACUCUAGGACAUUCACUUUCUUGUUUUUAAGCCACUCCAGUGUCGCUUUGGCUGUGUGCUUGGGGCCAUUGUCCUGCUGAAAGGUGAAUCUCCGUCCCAGUCUUUUUCAGUCUUUCCUCAAGGAUUUGCCUGUAGGUUUUGGUCUCUUUCAGUCUUUCCUCAAGUAUUUGCCUGUAUUUAGCUCCAUCCAUUUUGCCCUCUACCCUGACAAGCUUCCCAGUCCCUGCCGAUGAAAAGCAUCCCCAUAGCAUGCCACCACUAUGCUUAACAGUACGGAUGGUGUUACCUGGGUGAUGUGAUGUGUUGGGUUUGCACCAGACAUAAUGCUUUGCAUUUAGGCCAAAUAGUUCCAUUUUUGUUUCAUCGGACCACAGAGUCUUUUGCCACAUCUUUUCAGUCUCCCACAUGCCUUUUUGCAAAUUCCAAGCAGGAUUUUACAUGGGCAGAAAUGGCUUCCUUCUUGCCACUCUUCCAUACAGGCCAGAUUUUUGGAGUACCCAAGCUAUUGUUGACACAUGGACAGUUUCUUCCAUAUCAGCCAUGGAACACUGUAGGUCUUUCAGAGUUGUCAUUGGCCUCUUGCUGACUUUUAUGACCAAUGCCCUUCUUGCCCAGCUGCUCAAUUUCCGGGUGGUGCUGUAUACCUUCCUUGAUGAUCUAGACUCUUGAUUCUUGACUGUGCUCCAAGGGAUAUUCAAUGCCUUUGAAAUCUUUAUACCCCUCCCCUGAUCUGUGCCUUUCCACAACUUUAUCCCGGAGUUAUUUUGAAAGCUCCUUGGUCUUCAUGGUAGUAUCUUUGCUUUGAAUGCACUACCCAAAUGUGGGACCUUACAGAGACACGUGUAUUUAAUCUGAAAUCAUGUGAACCACUUUUAUUGCACACAGAGGGACUCCAUUUAACUUAUUGUGUGAAUUCUGAAGGCAAUUGGUUGCACCUGAGUUUAUUUAGGAGUGUCAUAGCAAGGGGAGUGAAUACUUAUCUAAUGAAGAUUUUUCAGGUUUAUUUUUAAUUGAUUUUUUUUUUCACCCCCCCCCCCCCCCCUCCUUUUUUUUAAACAAAGUUGUGAGUAGGUUGUGUAAAUCAAAAGAAAAAAAAUCCAAUUUUUAAAUGCAUCAAGAUUUCAGGUUGUAACACAACAAACUGUGAAAACGUUAAAGUGGGGUAAACACUUUACAAUUAUAGGCACUGUAUAUACUUUGUGCCUUCCUUGCAUCAAACUGCUUGUUGUGGUUGGGGCUUAUCGACAUAUAUACUUUAUGUCUUCCUUGCACCAAACCGCUUUUUUGUAGUUAUUCUUAUCUGUCCAUAAUUCAACUGUCCUUUCAGCCUCACCCAGUCCAGAUGCCCCCUACCCACGGUCAUCUUCAGUUUAGUAUUCCUGCCAGGAAAAGGAGCCCCUUUCACCUACUGUGGGCAUUAGAGAGAAAUCGCAUACAGAAUGUCCGUGCUCCUCAAAGAUUGAAUUUGUACAUUUUUUUUCUUUUGUGUGUGUGUGUGUGUUUUGAAAAUACAGAAUGAUGUUUUGUAAAGGAAAAAAAAAAUAAGUCUCAAAGGUGUUUUUGAGAGUUACAGGGGAGGAGCUGUAGUGUAAAAAGCGUUAAAGCUGAAAGCUAUUUCUUUGAAAAAGUGUUAAGCACUGAGUCUACUAUAGGGUGUUCACCUAAUUUGGAUGAUACGUAUAUUGAUUCUGUUGGCUGUUUAUGUAAUAGAAUGAUACAUUUUAGAACAGUUAUGUUAAUUAAGCUGUGGAAGUUUCUGGAAACAGCAGUGUAGCAAAAUGGAAGCUGUGUACAAGAUAUGCUACACUCCUGCUUGAAGUCCUCAAAAUAAAAAGAAGUUAUUUCCUUUGAAAUUUCAAA